AUGGCUUACCAAGGUGGCGAGCGACGAGUCGCCGACCGACAAGGUGCUCGUCGACCUGCUAACCCACAACCUACUGAUGGCUUGUGGGCUGCUCAUGAGGACUUACACGGCAUUGAGAGAUUUCGUCAAUUGAUAAGACGCAAUGCUUACCAACCGAUCACACGCUUCGCAGGAAGCCCGCCACUGAGCGUUUUGUCUUCGGUAUUCAAUCAACCACACAACAAUGCCGACGCUCCAACCCGCUACGGCGGAUCCAGUACUACGGCCACAAAUUCUCCAACUGCAGAGUUUUUUGAUGAGAAUAGUGUCGCUGGUGAAACAUGUGUUGAUCAACAACCAUGGGAAUGGCGGCAAUUCCAACCCAACUUUCCAUCCCGAUUCAUCAGACCUCGGCCUACGAGUGUCAUAGCCAAUCUACACCAACAACAGCCUCAUCCUCCUCCAACUCGCCCGACCCAGGCUCAACUUCCUCAAGCCGAUCCUUCGCCGUCACGUCCCCUUCCAACAAAUCUUCAUCAGGCGGAGAACCACGUGGCUGGCACAGCUCAAAACGUGCCGGCGAAUACUGGGUUCGAACCGAUGAACCAUUGGACCGCUUGCUUCCAAGGGCGUGUUCUGCCACCACAAGUCUUGGCUCGACAGCUCGCAGACGCUGGGAUGUCCCUCAACUACGCUGGCAACCCUUACUUGGACAGAAACAGGUCGGCGAACAUACCAGAAGAGCUCAGCACCUCUCUCUGGAUUACCAAUCUUCCCCCAGCCUGCACCCACCCGCUACUGCUCGGUGCCAUCAAGGACUGUGGAAAGAUAUACGCCACAGUCAUCAAUCCGCCCGAGAAUAACAGCCACACAACUUCGGCCUCCAAGCUCGUCUUCUUCGAACGCCUCGGGGCCGACAAGCUGCUGAUGAAAGCCCGCGCCGGCCAAUUCACCGUUGGAGGGUAUGUCCCGCGGGUCCGCAUGAACCGCAUCCGAUCCGCACCAGAAAGGCCAGGCCCACAGUGCCGGGUGCUGCACAUUGAGGGCCCCAGCCACAUCGUGAACGAGACCUUCCUCAACGCCUUCUUCCGCACGAAGUUUGUGUACGAGCUCGAGGCUGUUCUCACCUUGGCCACGAACGGCACCAACGCUCGACAGGAGUGGCGGUUCGGAAGCUACAGGUGCCAGGCCGAGUCGGCCCGCCAAGCCAUCUCGAAAGAGAAGAACCGCCUCGACCAGACCGAAGCCGAGCGCCUGGCGUGGCGGCAGGUCUUUGUUCACUUCGGCGUCGAUCCGUGCGCUUAG
Hypoxylon fragiforme is the source of this 1284-nucleotide messenger RNA. RefSeq lists its product as uncharacterized. NCBI's taxonomy places the organism in Eukaryota, Fungi, Ascomycota, Sordariomycetes, Xylariales, Hypoxylaceae. The transcript has a single exon. Bases 1 to 1284 code for a protein of 427 amino acids. The record is from RefSeq and is a predicted model, not a curated record.